Poeciliopsis prolifica (blackstripe livebearer) is the source of this 896-nucleotide messenger RNA. RefSeq names its product hatching enzyme 1.2-like. NCBI's taxonomy places the organism in Eukaryota, Metazoa, Chordata, Actinopteri, Cyprinodontiformes, Poeciliidae. Gene Ontology annotation, molecular function: metalloendopeptidase activity; zinc ion binding. The coding region runs from base 55 to 843 and encodes 262 amino acids. The transcript is spliced from 9 exons. Gene Ontology annotation, biological process: proteolysis. The record is from RefSeq and is a predicted model, not a curated record.
GACAAGCAGCUUUUGUUUCUUUACUUCAACAUAAAACUCGUGAGGACCAUCAUCAUGACUGCAGCUUUUAUUUUCUUCUUCUUCCUCUCAGUGACGGAUGUCUGUCUGAGUGCUCCAGCUGAAAUGAAAAAUCAAACUGAUGAUUUCACAGACGACGACUCAAGGCCCAAAGUUGACUUAGAAAACCUGGUUCUCCACGGAGACGUUGCCGUGACAAACAGCGCUUUCAAGAACGCCGACCCGUGUACGGCCAGAGGCUGCAUGUGGCCCAAGUCUGGCCGUUACGUCUACGUGCCUUACCAGAUCGGCCCUGAGUUCUCCCAGAAUGAGAAGAACAUCAUCAUCAGAGGCAUGCAGAGCUUCACCCAGACCACAUGCGUUCGAUUUGUCCCAAAACGUUCUGCUGAUCGAGAUUACAUCCGAUUCUUUUCUAACGGAGGGUGUUGGUCCAACAUCGGGCGUCAGCGCGGCGGACAGUACAUCUCUCUGAACAGAAGAGGAUGUGUGGAUCACGCCACAGUGCAGCACGAGAUUCUUCACGCUCUGGGUUUCCACCAUGAGCAGGUCCGCUCCGACAGAGACAACUACGUCCGGAUUCUCUUCAACAACAUUCAGCAAAGACAGAGGGGCAAUUUCAGAAAAGUUCAGACGAACAACUUAGUAACUCCCUACGACUUUACCUCGGUCAUGCAUUACGGCAAAUACGACUUCUCCAGUAACGGUCGGCCAACCAUCGAAGCAAAAUCAAAUCCUAACCAGAGGUUUGGAAACGCCCGUCAAAUGAGCGCCAAUGACAUCCGUCGAGUCAACAGGCUUUACAAAUGCGAUACUUCUCGCUACUGAAACUCAGCGUCUCGAAGCACCAAAUAUGGAGCCACACUCCUGCCAAGUUUAAG